GAGCCCGGUCCYGUUUUGCUGCCAGCUGGCACCGAGYGGGCUGGGGGCUUGYGGCAAGCAGGCACCAUGCUGGCCCCCACGAAGGGGCUGCUCUGCAACCUCAACCACAUCCACCUGCAGCACAUCUCGCUGGGGCUGCACCUCUCGCGGCACCCCGAGCUGCAGGAGAGCCCGGGCGGCCCCGCGGGCUGCGGCGCCUGUGGAGACAGCGGCGGCGGCAGCCUCGACGCCAACUCCAACAGCCCCUGCACCAAGUGCCGCUGCUGCGAGGCCCACGGGCUGCGCAACCGGCCGCCGCAGGAGCCGCUGCCCUGCCUGCCGGCCACGGGUGACGCGGCUUCGCCCUGCGACCCGCCAUCCACCUCCUCCUCCGUGAGCAGCUGCUCUGAUUUCAGCCUGGAUGAGUCCCCAGUCUCGGUGUACUGCAGGGCGCCGGUGUCRGAAGAGCCCCGCUUCCUGGCGAGCCAGCCUGGCGCGGCGCCCGCUGAGGAGGCCCCGCUGCUGGCAGGGCAGGGGGACCCCUGCGGCGAGGGGGACCCGGCCGUGGCGGCCGUGGUGGCUCCCAGAGCAGCCACGCCGCCCGUGGAGCCCCCCGACAGCCUCUGCAGCAGCAGCAGCAGCAGCAGCAGUGGCGGCAGCUCCCUGGAUUCCUGCUCCGAGAAGCCCCAUCCGGCCCCGGAGCCUCCCAGCGGCACCGCGCCAGACCCCAAUUGCAACACGGUGCCCGCGCGCUGGGACCACAACCGCAACGUCCCCCCGCCCGUGCCGCCCCGGCCGCGGCGGGCGCUGCGGGAGCCGCGCGGUGACGCCGCCAAGACCAUCACCUCCUUCCACGAGCUGGCACAGAAGCGCAAGCGCCCGGCGGCCCCGGUCCCGGCGCCGGCCCGGGGCGACCGCAGUGACUGGCUCAUCGUCUUCUCKCCCGACACGGAGCUGCCGCCGCCCGGGCGCUUGGCGCCCGUUACCGGGAGCCCCGCCGGGCCCCAGGCGCCGGCAAGGCCUCCGGCCCGCGGGCCGCGCGAGGUGACCACGUUCAAGGAGCUGCGUUACCGCAGCCCGUCGGGGUGGCCGGGCGUGGCGGCGGGGACGGGGCUGACCCCCGCGCUCCCCCCAGCCCUGCUCGUGGCCGUCAGCGCCUCCGUGGACCGAAUCGUGGCCCAUUUCAGCACGGCCCGCAACCUGGUGCAGAAGACACAGCUUGGGGACAGCUGGCUCAGCCCGGACGUGGGCUACCUGCUGCUGCACACGCUGUGCCCCGCGCUCUGCGCCUUGGUGGAGGACGGGCUGAAGCCCUUCCAGAAGGACGUCAUCACGGGCCAGCGCAGGACGUCGCCCUGGAGCGUGGUGGAGGCCUCGGCCAAGCCAGGCCCCGGCACGCGGGCGCUGCACGCGCUCUGCUGCCGCGUGGGGCGCCUGGCGCCGCUCACCGGCGCCCGCCAGCGUUUCCAUGCCUUCGUCCUGGGGCUGCUCAACACCAAGCAGCUGGAGCUGUGGCUCUCCCACCUGCACAAGAGCCCGGGGGUGGUCUCCGCGCUCUACCUGCCCUCGUCCUUCCUGGCGCUGAGCCAGGGCYGGCUGCCGCAGCUGGCGGACGAGCUGCUGCUGCUCAUCCAGCCGCUCUCGGUGCUCACCUUCCACCUGGACCUGCUCUUCGAGCACCACCACCUCUCCGUGGAUGUGAGGCCUGCGGCCCCACGGCCACCCUUGCCACCCGGGCGCCCRCCCAGUGUCGCGCCAACCCCUGCCCAGCACCGCCAGGGAGGUGCGGGGGCUCCGCCGGGGCCUGACGCCCACGCCGAUGGCACCGCGGAGGGCGCCCCGGCCGCGGUGCCGCCGGUGGGCACUGCCCUGCAGCAGACGCUGCAGCACGUGCGGCGCUGGGGCGACCAGCUGGGCCGCAGCCUGCUGGGCACCGCGGCCGCCGGGCCGGAGCCGGGGGCCGUGGCUGGGGGCCUGGGCGCCUGGUGGCAGCAGCGGAGCCGGGGCUGCCGUCACAGCACCGCCCCGAGCGGGGCCGUGGUGCCCCAGGGCCGCUGGGCGAAGCCAGGGGCGGCCGCGCACGACCAGGCGGGCACGGAGCUGCGCCCGCUGCCGAGCGCGGAGCCCGGCGCCCUCGUCCCUCCGGACGCGGCUGCCRCCGAGGCCCAGGGCGAGCGGCUGCCACCGGCCUCCCCGCAGCCUCGCGCCGAGGGGGACACGGCCGCCCCAGCUCUUCCUGGCUCCCCCGCCGGCCCCGCCAUGGGCACCUGGCUGGGCCGACUCUUCGGAGCCACCUGCCCRGCAGCCGGAGGCUUCGCGCUCAGCCCGGACGCCCCCAGGUCCAGCUUCCGCAAGGGCGAAGUGCUGCAGCUGCUGGGCACCGUGGACGAGGACUGGAUCCGCUGCUGCCGCGGCGGCGCCACGGGCCUGGUACCCGUGGGCUACACGUCGCUGGUGCUGUGAGCGGGCGCGGGCGCCGCUCUGCUCCGCACGGCCCCGCGCACCCUGCGCUGUCCCUGCACUCUGUAAAUAGCCACUGCCCAAGGAACCCGCUCAUUCCGGGGAACAGCUGGAAAUAAAGAUUGUGACUCCUGUGCACCCGGGUCAUUGCGGCUCCAUCCUGGUGAUCCUGGGCUCGCUGAGCUGCCUGGUCCGAAUCCAGGAAAGCCGAGAGCAGCAGGGUCCGAGGGUCUGCUUUAGAGCCCRACACUCGUUUGCGACCAAACUCCACGGUUCACCCUUGGAAAGUGCCCCAUUUCAGGGGCAAAGGCACUGCCUUCUGCUCCAAAGCA
This is a messenger RNA of Nothoprocta perdicaria, 2771 nucleotides long. RefSeq names its product RUN and SH3 domain containing 1 (gene RUSC1). The record is from RefSeq and is a predicted model, not a curated record. Bases 67 to 2442 code for a protein of 791 amino acids. Gene Ontology annotation, cellular component: cytoplasmic vesicle. The transcript is spliced from 7 exons. Lineage: Eukaryota; Metazoa; Chordata; Aves; Tinamiformes; Tinamidae. Gene Ontology annotation, molecular function: protein binding.